This is a messenger RNA of Adineta ricciae, 450 nucleotides long. The record is from the annotation of a GenBank genome assembly. NCBI's taxonomy places the organism in Eukaryota, Metazoa, Rotifera, Eurotatoria, Adinetida, Adinetidae.
AUGUACGCAGGAAUGAUUCGGUUCGACCUUGUUUAUUUGAUUGAGGGUGUGCGACUACUUGGACCAAACUCGAUCAUUCAAGCUUCUCUGCCUCGCAUUCUCAAUGAGGCUCCGAAAAUCUAUUUCAAAGAUUACAUGGCAUAUGUUCAAAAAAAUGCGGAAUUAAUGUUUGAUAUCUUAUCACAAGCACAGCCUACUAUCGAACCUCAUAAAUCACAAGGUGCUCUCUACAUGCUCAUACGUAUUAAUCCUGAUCAAUUCGACGGAACAAUUGAGAACGAAAUAGAUUGUGCACAAAAAUUAAUGGAUGAGCAAGCGGUUUCAUGCAUACCGUGCACAUCGCUCCUUUUGAAAAUGUUCGAGAUGCAUGCCAACGAAUUGUGGAAUUUUGUCACAAGCACCAAAGGAAAAGCAACGGGCACACUCACAACAACACGGAGUGAUAUGUAA